Molecule: messenger RNA, 896 nt
Organism: Salvelinus sp. IW2-2015
Lineage: Eukaryota; Metazoa; Chordata; Actinopteri; Salmoniformes; Salmonidae
Product: transmembrane protein 222
Source: RefSeq, a predicted model, not a curated record
GGUCUGGAACGCGGCCGUCUUAAGCGCCUACGCAUUUUCGCGSUGUCAGUUUAGCAGCGACAGGCUACCGCAGUGUCAAAAUUAUUGAUGGCGGACGAAAUAGAUAUAAUGAUUAAUUAUCACGSGGGUUUCGAAAAAAUAGACCGGAAAAACAGCCGUUAUCCUUAUUGUAUCGUUUGGACACCUAUUCCAAUACUGUCGUGGUUGCUUCCCUUCAUUGGUCACAUGGGGAUCUGUACUUCUGCAGGCGUGAUAAGAGACUUCGCUGGAUCGUACUUAGUGUCUGAAGAUAAUAUGGCCUUUGGAAGACCAACAAAGUACUGGAAGCUUGAUGUUGAUAAGGUGUGUGGCACUGGCUCAUCUGCCUGGGACAAGGCAGUGCAMGAUGCAUCRGAGGAGUACAAAUGCAGGCCGCACAACCUCUGCUGUGAUAACUGCCACUCCCACGUGGCCCUGGCCCUUAACCUCAUGCGUUACGACAACAGAACGUCCUGGAACAUGGUCAACCUUUGCCUGCAGUCCCUUAUCCAUGGCAAGCAUGUCAGCUGUGUGUCGUUCCUMAAGACCUGGCUGCCCUUCCUUAUGUUGACUGGAGCCCUCGUCACCUUCAUCCUAACGCUCAACCUGCGCUGACCACGCAAGGGACACGGGAGAGGGAGAUGGAGUGGAGAGAUAAUACAAGGGAUUUUCCUGCUGCGUUGUCAUCAUCAAAGUGAAAGAAGAAGAAUAAACGUUUCGAUGGAACACUUCUUUGUGCAGUAGUAAUAUUCACACUCAUGAAGGCAGUUAUGUCCAGCUGUUCUGGCAUGUUUUGAAGUUCCUUUUUACUAGAUUCAGAAAGGAAUGUCAUAUCAAUAAAUGUUUGGCUUGGGAUAGUCAUAACCAUAGAUAUAGAA